Molecule: messenger RNA, 3522 nt
Organism: Penicillium olsonii
Lineage: Eukaryota; Fungi; Ascomycota; Eurotiomycetes; Eurotiales; Aspergillaceae
Source: the annotation of a GenBank genome assembly
AUGGAUAUCGACAAUCCCCCUUUGUCAAGUCCCGGCGGCGAGUCGACCCCCGCUCAUGACAGACGCAAGUCUGGCCGACAAACGCGACGACCGGAAGCUUUCUCGCAAAGCACGUUCUCUGCCGAAGAUCAAGCGAGUGGAAAGCGCAAGAGAAACGAGGCGCGCGACGACGACGAGGAAGACGUGUCAGAGUCAGACAGUGACGAUGCUGGUGACGACGAGACAGACGAAGAAGAAAAACGGGAAAAGCGACGCGCCGCACGUCGCAAUGGGACGAAGAACUCAUCGAACUCAAAGUCCAAGUCCAAGGGAUCACACGCAUCCAAGAAACCUAAGGUCACCAAUGGAUUAGGUCGACAGCUCGCAUUCAGACCCGCGACUGCCGGGCGACUUCCGGCUGCUCGUUCUCGCAAGCCCAAGGUUCGACCCAGUCUUGCAGCGGGUGAACGUGGAUUGUUCGCUGAGGUCUUCGGGAAAAGCAACAACGCCGACACAGUGGCCGCUCAAUGGCUUUCGCAAUAUCAACGCAAUAACGGAGAUUCGAUGUGCAACCUCGUCAAUUUUAUUCUACGAUGCACUGGAACCGACCUGGAAAUCGACACCGCCGAGGUGGAAGAUGUUGACAAUGCUCCGACCCGCAUCCAAGACCUUCAAACAUUAUACCAAGCAGAAGGGAUCACUGAAUACCCUCUCAUUUCCAAAGCGAAGAAAUUCAAGGCCUUUUCGGUCCUUCUCGAAGAAUUCACCGUUGCAUUGAUUAAAACCUUCCAUGCCUCGUCUGUUCUCUAUACCGAUGAAAACCUAUUUGAAAACAUUCAGAUUUGGAUCUCAUCAUUGUCGACAUCGAAAUGUCGUCCAUUCCGUCAUACAGCCACUAUGAUUUCUCUCGCAAUCAUGAACGCUCUGUGUGAUAUUGCGCGUGAAGUUACAACAAGUGUUUCCACAUCUAGAAAGCAACUCGAAGGAGAGAAGAAAAAGAAGACUGUGAACAAAGGUCGCGUGGAGGCAAUUCAGACCGCCAUAACCGAAGGCGAGCAGAAGGUGGAGCGAUUAGACGAAUUCCUGCAAGACGGGUUUGAUACUGUGUUUGUCCAUCGGUAUCGAGACGUCGACAGUCAGAUCCGCGCAGAGUGUCUGACGGCUCUCGGCGGGUGGAUCCGUACCUACAGAGAGAUUUUCUUUGAGGGCCAGUAUCUGCGGUACCUCGGGUGGACACUUGCAGAUGUCGUUGCACAGACCAGAUUGGUUGCAUUGACAGAGCUUUUGUCUCUAUACGAAAACCGGGAGAACAUUGCUGGUUUGCACUCAUUCACUGAGCGUUUCCGCCAGAGAAUUGUGGAGAUUGCGGUCCAAGAUGCCGACGUUUCUGUCCGUGUGACUGCUGUUGAGCUUCUCAACCAUCUUCGCGAAGGUGGUCUACUUGAGCCUAAUGACAUCGACGCUGUCGGCCGCCUUGUGUUUGAUAUGGACCCUCAGAUUCGAAAAACAGCCGGGCGGUUCUUUGUAGCCAAUGUGCAAGACGCAUAUGAGUCAAUCACCGAGGAAGUGGGAGAAGAAAUCGGCGAACUACUCGCUGAUGACGACGAAGACGACUACGAGUCGCCCAAGCACUCGUGGAUCAAGUUCAGGUGCCUCACAGACCUAUUCCAAUCCUAUGAUACAGCGCAAAGUGAGCAACAAUCCGAGCCAAUGUCUCGCAACACACUACUAGGUGUGCCGAUCGAGUCUCGCUUUGCGCUCGCAACGGAGGCUGUUUACCCUCACAUGGAAGAGCUUGCUCAUUGGCCAUCAUUGGCCGGUUACCUACUUUACGACCACUCCCAAAUCACUGAUGAACCAUCCGAGGAUGAUACAGCAGGAGUCGUGAAGAAUCUGUACAAGAUCCAAGAGGGACAAGAAUCAAUUCUACUUGAAUUGCUGUGUGCCGUAGUCAAGCUUCGGGUUCUUGAUGUGUCCAAGUCCGACAUUGACAAGCGUGGGCGCAAGGUCAAGGCUUUGACUGCUAAGAUUUCUGAGCUCCAAGAAGAAAUCUCUCACAAUCUCGCUCAGAUCAUUCCCCGUCUUCUCAACAAAUUCGGAUCUUCGCCCGAGGCAGCCUCUGCCGUAUUGCGAUUGGAACAUCUCGUGGAUCUUGAUUCCAUUCAAGAUCUCCAGAAAGAUGCCACGGCCUAUUCAUCAUUGCUCAAUGACAUCAACAAGCAAUUCCUUACUCAUUCAGACCAGGAUGUUCUGGCCGAGGCCAGUGUGGCCUUCUUACAUGCCAAGAGCUCGGAGGAGAUGCGGGAGGCACUUGAAAGCAAGGUGCAGGAGCUUUGGGAUGACAUGGUGGAAACGCUUGGUGCGUUGUCUCGAAAGAAGGAUGUCCAGGAAGGUGCCGCGAUCUCUGAUCCCACACUCACUGAUCUGAGCAACACCGUUUCUCGGAUUGCCAACCUUGCGGGAAUUACGGACUGCGCCACCAUCCUCGAGACCGUUCCCAACUCACGGUCCAAGUCGAAGAAGGACCAUCCCGAGGCUCCGUUCAAUUCCCUCAUCCGCCUCGCUGAACGCGGAUUGCAUGAGGAGGCUGAUGAUGAAGAUGUUUCUAAGGCAGAGACUGAGCUGGUAUCAAACAGUAUCAGGGCGUUGCUUUUCUAUUUCAUGUGGAAGGUGCAGGCACUAUCCACGGCGCUGAAAGAUGGAAAAGCCAACUACAACACUUCCUACUUUGAAGCACUCACCAAGAGCCGCGAGACCUUCGCUACAACACUGGUUGACAUUGUCAAAUCGCGCUCUGGGCUUGAUGAUAUCCGAUUCCUAGCAUGCACGACCUACCUGGACCUGCAAACACUUUUCAGUACAUUGCGCAAUGUCGGCCAAGGCAAUGGCAACGAUGAAGAUGUUCUCUUCCAAACUCAAAGCUUGAUUCAUGAGAUCGGAUCCGAACUCGAGAGCCUCAUUGCCAAAAUCCACAGUAUUGCCGAACGCACAGCAGCCAAGAAAAUCCGAGUCAACCUCGAUCCCGCAGACGACGAUGAGCCAGCCUCAGAAGACGAACCCGAAGACGAAGAUGAAGCCAGCGACUCCGACGACGAAGAGGUAGUCAACGAGCGUCUCCGUAGCAGCAUUGUUGCCGAACAGCGCCUCUGCGAAUUAACAGGCAAGCUGGUCCUCGCCAUCAUCGCGCGCAUCAUUGACGCUUCCGGCUCAAAACGCGGUUCUUUGAAAAAGCGCCUGCUUCGAAACAAGACAGCCCUCGGCCACAAUUAUCGCGAAGUCUUGUCAUAUCUCGAAGAGCGUAAGCCGCGCAGUGCCCCGCGAAGCAAGGGGAAACAGCCUGCAAGAACAGCUAGCUCUCCAAAGGAGCCCAAGUCUGCAGAGCAGAUUGAUGACGAGGAUGACAAUGCGCCUGCUGAAGAGGAUGACGAGGAAGAUUUGCGUGCGCGCGGUCUUGUGGAGGAGGAUAUCGAUCAACAAAAUGACGAUGAGGAUCUUGAUUCCCCUGCGCCAGAGCUGGACGAGGACGAGGUCAUGGGUGACUGA